Messenger RNA from Elephantulus edwardii (Cape elephant shrew), 1005 nucleotides. RefSeq names its product monoacylglycerol O-acyltransferase 2 (gene MOGAT2). The transcript has 6 exons. Bases 1 to 1005 code for a protein of 334 amino acids. The record is from RefSeq and is a predicted model, not a curated record. Gene Ontology annotation, cellular component: endoplasmic reticulum membrane. Gene Ontology annotation, biological process: diacylglycerol biosynthetic process; triglyceride biosynthetic process. Lineage: Eukaryota; Metazoa; Chordata; Mammalia; Macroscelidea; Macroscelididae. Gene Ontology annotation, molecular function: 2-acylglycerol O-acyltransferase activity; diacylglycerol O-acyltransferase activity.
AUGGUGGAGUUUGCUCCCUUCAUGGUGCCGUUGGAGAGGAGACUGCAGACAUUAGCAGUGCUGCAAUGGACCUUAUCCUUCCUGAUGCUGGUUCAGAUCAGCACCGUGAUCUUCAUAGGCCUCCUGUUCACAAAAUUCUGGAUUCUCACUGUCCUGUAUGGGACCUGGUGGUUUCUGGACUGGGACAAGCCAGGACACGGGGGCAGGCCCUUGCAAUUCGUGAGGCGCAUGACCGUGUGGUCAUACAUGAAGGACUACUUUCCUAUCACGCUAGUCAAGACUGCUGAGCUGAAUCCAUCCCGGAACUACCUUGCUGGCUUCCACCCCCAUGGGGUCCUGGCCGCUGGAGCCUUUAUCAACUUGUGCACUGAGAGUACUAACUUCCCUUCCAUCUUCCCUGGCAUCACCCCCCACCUGAUGAUGCUGAGCAUGUGGUUUCGAGCCCCUUUUUUCAGGGACUACAUCAUGGGUGCAGGGCUGGUUGCAUCAGACAAGGAGAGUGCUGCUCACUUGCUGAGCAGGAAGGACGGUGGAAACCUACUGGUCAUCAUUAUAGGAGGUGCCAAGGAAGCACUGGAUGCUCGACCUGGAGCCUACAGGCUGUUCCUGCGGAAACGCCAGGGCUUCAUCAAACUCGCUCUGAUACACGGGGCGGAUCUGGUGCCCAUCUUCUCCUUUGGGGAGAAUGAACUAUUUGACCAGGUUAAUAACCCUCCUGGUUCCUGGUUGCGCAGGACCCAGGACAAGCUUCAGAGCAUCAUGGGCAUCUCUCUCCCGCUCUUCCACGGCCGUGGCAUCUUUCAGUACAGCUUUGGCAUCCUACCCUACCGCCGGCCCAUCACCACCGUAGUGGGGAAGCCCAUUGAAGUGCAGAAGACACUGAUGCCCUCGCAGGAGGAGGUGGAUAAUCUACACCAAUGCUACAUCAAGGAGCUGUGCAACCUCUUUGAGACCCACAAGCACAAAUUCAAUGUUCCUGCAAACCAGCAUUUGGAAAUCUGCUGA